AUGGGGCUUGCUGGUAGUUACCUUUGGUCCAUCAUAUGCUUCAUCAUCCAUCAAUCAAAAGCAUCGUCUGCGGAUCAAGAUGAUACCUAUCACCAAAUCCAAUUGGCCCUCCGCAACACAGACACGGAAGCCAGCUUGGGCUGGAAGCUCUUCAGAGUGGGCGCCGUUCACCAGGGCUCGAGAGUCAAUGCCUUCGGUCGCACGUACUGGCUGAUCGUACUCGCGAUGGUCCACGCCGCCGGUAUCGGCGCUCUUGGUGGUCUUUCUUCAAGGUUCAUUGCUGGCAGCGAUGCUGUUCUCGCCGUAAAGGGAAAAUGCGGUUGGAUGGAUGAGGUCGCCAAGAACGAAUCCGUGGUGCUUACGGAAGAGCUCAAGAAACCGGGAAAUUUCGAGAUUUUCAACGGACUGGUGGUCAUGGCAAGAUACGGAUAUCGUCAAAGUGCUAGCUAUGCACGAUCAUGCUACGCCCAGACCAGCGACAACUCUUCGAACGCGUGCGAGAUCUACACACUGCCUACUUUGCCCUACAACGUCAGUCGCUCGGAACCGUGCCCGUUCAACGAGAAGGUCUGUAACGGAACAGCGAUGACAGCGGAUAUGGAUGGUAUUCGAUCCGAUCUCGAUCUCGGCAUCAAUACUUUACCAGAAAGUGCUGUUACCUUGCGUCAAACUUGGACUUGUGUGCCUGUUGAUGCAGAGCCAUGGGCCACGCCAUGGGGCGACGCGAAUGAACUACACAUGGAUAUCAGCACGGGCGGGCGCUGGGAUGAACAGGUACCCAGGGAGGAGGAGCGCAUAUGCUACAAAUUCGGGACUGACGAGACUGGACAAACGUCCUUCCUCUUUUGCCUCACGAGGAAUUCUCUCAAGUACGGUGACGCUGCGUACGACAUAAAAUCUGCCACUUCCUUCGUGAACUACAACGGCUCUUAUGCACCGCUCUUCAAUCCUGUUCCCGAACUCGACAUUCAAGACGCCGAUGUGACCCUGAUGGGCCUGACCUCCAGGAUUGCGUACCCAGAGCCAAUACAAGAUCCCUGGUUCACUGCAACGAACCACAGCGUUGGUUCAGCUAGCUCCUAUAACAACGACAGCUAUAAAGCGACCCAUCCGCGAUCUUUCCUCGGAUGCCGCCAACGGUACCAGCUCUGCACCGUUGAUCGAUCAUUCUGCUCCCCGUACACGGGCAUCUACGGCAUUCCGCACGAAGACAAGAAUCUGACGGCUCUAAACCCCACGCAGAAAGCCGUCUUCCAGCUCAUGUGGAAGAUGAUAUGGUUCACACAACUCAACUUCCAACUAAUCUUCAUCGGCCGCGAAAACCUCAUAGCAAACGACUACCUCUGGGACGGCGGCACCCAAUUCGGUCUCUCCGCCGCCCUCCCCUCCAACCACUGGCAAACAGAAGUCUCAAAUCUCUUCAACGUCAGCCUCGCCGCGUUGCAACGUGCUGCUCCCGCUUUUGCGCAGCCCCCAGAGUUUGACGUCGGAAACCACAUCCCGGGUGCUAGCAACAGCAUUUUAAGAUUCAUCAAAGAGCCAGAGAGCACCGGGAUGAAAGCGUUAUGCGACAGUGUGAAGAUGCGGUCGAAAGCCCACACGAGCUUCUCCGUUCUGGGACUCGGCCUCCUUAUCGGGCUCGGCCUCAUGGUUAUACUGACUAGCACCAUCUUGCCUGUGGCUGCGGCACACUGGCAGCUGCGCACGGGCAAAGGCGCGUACAAGCGCCUCGAGUGGGUCGAGAGCAAUGCCUUCCAGGUGCAGCGCAUGGCUGCCGAGGGCCGCGGUGUAGGCCCCUGGCGAGGCAAGGAGCUCGAUGUGCCGACGUUGGUGGCGGGAAGCGAUAGGUUUAAUCUGACGGGUAUGAGUUUGAGGCAGAAAGACGGGGCGGGCGGGCAGGAUGGAGGGUAUCAGGGGGCUUGGGGAGGAUACGGGAAUAUCCCAUCUUUGAUACCGCAAACGCUAAAAACUACACAUCCUACGCACGCCCUUGCGCCUCUCCCAGUCACUACCACCCCACAAGAAGGAACAAAACUCCGGAUGCGGCAGGCCGAACUUACGUCUCAUCUCUAUAGUCUCAAAUUGAUCCAUAGACAUGAAUGCGUACGCCUCACUACGGCGCCAGACGUCCUUGAUGAUCAGAAUCGGAUGUGA
Didymosphaeria variabile is the source of this 2154-nucleotide messenger RNA. RefSeq lists its product as uncharacterized. The record is from RefSeq and is a predicted model, not a curated record. The transcript is spliced from 5 exons. The coding region runs from base 1 to 2154 and encodes 717 amino acids. NCBI's taxonomy places the organism in Eukaryota, Fungi, Ascomycota, Dothideomycetes, Pleosporales, Didymosphaeriaceae.